Messenger RNA from Nicotiana attenuata, 2203 nucleotides. RefSeq lists its product as uncharacterized. Bases 157 to 1782 code for a protein of 541 amino acids. Gene Ontology annotation, molecular function: UMP kinase activity. Gene Ontology annotation, cellular component: cytoplasm. The transcript has 7 exons. Gene Ontology annotation, biological process: UDP biosynthetic process. The record is from RefSeq and is a predicted model, not a curated record. NCBI's taxonomy places the organism in Eukaryota, Viridiplantae, Streptophyta, Magnoliopsida, Solanales, Solanaceae.
CAACGUAAGGGGCCCAAUCACGUGACUGCCCUACCUAACGGACUCGUCAAUCCUAACAUCUGUAACGGUUCCAUCUUCUCAAAUGCAGUGCAUUAACGGCGAAAACCCACAAGCGUUACCUUUCACGUCGUUCCAUACCCUAACUAACGUCCACCCAUGGCUUCUUGUGACGACGAUUUCUCACUCCUCGGUGACGAUAACGCCACCGUCACCGUCACUCCUACCACCACCACGGCCCACACUUCCAAUCCUACUUACCACCACCACCAUCAACCUUUCUCCCACCGUUACAAGCCGGCGCAAAUCCACGCCCCGCCUAUCUCUAGCGGUAGUCCGAAAAACAUCUCCGGCGAUGAAGAUGGUGACGGAUACAGCGACAAUAACAACACGCCGUCGUAUCAUAUCGGAGUGAAUCCGUACGAUACCGAUUCAAAUCCGUUCGAAAACGACGGUGACGUUAACAGAUCGAGGCUCAAUCAAUCAAACGACAACAAACGAACGGAUCGAGAGGAUAUCAGCGAUAACGGAACGCCGUACAAUUACAAAAGAUCAAAAAUCACCUGCUCCUCCGCCGCCUCCGGCGGCAGCGGAGAGUACCGGAAGGACAGAGAAGAAUGGAGCGAUACGGCAAUAGCAUGUUUAUUAGAGGCGUACAUGGAGAAGUUUGUGCAAUUGAAUCGAGGAAAUUUGAGAGGUAGAGAUUGGGAAGAAGUGGCGGCGAUGGUGAGCGAAAGGUGUGAGAAGCAAUCGAAGAGUGUGGAACAGUGUAAGAAUAAAGUUGAUAAUUUGAAGAAGAGGUAUAAAUUGGAAAGACAUCGGAUGAGUAACGGCGGAAUCACGAUGAGUCAUUGGCCCUGGUUCAAGCAAAUGGAGCAAAUUGUUGGAAAUUCAGUAUCAGGAAAAGCUACAUCUACAUCUGAAGAGGACAAAGCCAUUGUUGCAGUUACCAACUCUGGCACUAGCAGACAAUCUAAACGAUAUGGAACAGCAGUGCCUGGUCCCAGUGGACAGAUUGUAAAGUCAAAAUCUUCUAUGGGUCCAAGGUGGAGAAGGGUAGUUCUUAAAAUUAGUGGUGCUGCACUAGCUGGAGUCACACCAAACACUAAUGAUCCAAACAACCUUGAUCCAAAGGUGGCCAUGCUAGUUGCUAGGGAAGUCUCAAUAGCUUGCCGUCUUGGUAUAGAGGUGGCAAUAGUUGUUGGCGGACGCAAUUUCUUUUGCGGAGACACAUGGGUAACUUCAACUGGAUUGGAUAGAUGUACUGCCUAUCAAAUUGGAAUGAUGGCAACUAUGAUGAACUCGAUACUGCUGCAGUCGGCAUUAGAGAAGUUGGGUGUGCAGACUCGUGUGCAAAGUGCAUUUUCCAUGCCUGAGCUUGCCGAGCCAUACAGUAGGCAACGGGCUAUGCGGCAUCUUGAAAAAGGUAGAGUUGUGAUCUUCGGUGGUAUUGGAGCUGGCACAGGGAAUCCACUCUUCUCUACUGAUACAGCUGCAGCACUCAGAGCUUCUGAAAUUCAUGCCGAUGCACUACUCAAGGGUACAAAUGUAGAAGGUGUCGAUGUUUGUGACUCCCGAAAUAGUAAUGUUGCUGCUGAGCAUAUUUCCUUUAGGGAGCUGGUUUCCGGAGGUGCUUCCCCAUUGGAUUUGAUGGCUGUUACAUUAUGCGAGGAGAAUGCAAUUCCUGUUGUUAUUUUCAAUCUUCAUGGGCCUGGAAAUAUAUCAAGAGCGUUAUGUGGAGAGCAGGUGGGUACACUGAUUGAUCAGACAGGAAGGGUUAGCUAACAUUUUCUUGAUAUAUGUAUGGCAUUUUCCUUCAUCUUACGUGGAACUCUGAGGUUAAUUUAUAAAAGAAAGAGAUUCAGAGGGAGCAGCAUUGAGGCUGCCAUGGCCAUGGAGUUUCCUAGUGGAACGCCCUGAUUUAUACUCGAGAGGCAACAAGUUGAGAGAAGUGCAGCUUGCCUUGUAUAACAUGGGAAGACGAUAAUUUGAUCUUACUUAAAACAGAUUAUUACACAGAUUAAGAUAUAUCCUACUUCAUGGAAUCGAUGAGUUAUCUGUUGUAGCGUAGAUCUAUAGGAUGGAUUAAACAUGUGUAGUGAGAUAAGUUAUUGUUGUAGAAGGCAGGAAAGCAACAGGAAGUUGUUGUUUGGGAGAUUGGGAGAGGCCAAACUCAUUAUAAAUUGGCAUUUCCAUGCCUUACUCA